AUGGAGCAGGAUGUACCCCCGGACUCUUCUACGCUUGUACUGGAGUUACUUGCGUUGGCCGAAAUGGCAGUCCCUGUUUCUGUGCCUGCCACUUUUGCCACACUGGCAACGCAAUCGUUGCGCCAUUUCGAUAUGCAUCGGGUUUUGCUUGAUUCAGGGAACUGGUGUGACGUUCUAUCGCUACUGAGCCAUAUGCCACAGCUAGUGAAAUUCAGGCUCAAAAGGUGCAAGCAGUGGGGGACGGGCUCCGACCGCGAACUCAUUUGCUUGAACCUGGUCCCUAAACCUCGCGUGGAAGCUGAAGUAGACGAGUGUGACUUCAAGGCUCCCCUUGCUUGUCUUCCUCUGGAGCUGGGCCUAGCCUAUGUUGCUGCGCUGCGUCAAGUCAAUACGAGCCGGAGCAUUGCUGGGAUGUGUCCACUGUGGGAUCAGGGAAAGUGGUGGAUCUGUCGAUAG
This is a messenger RNA of Aspergillus brunneoviolaceus CBS 621.78, 456 nucleotides long. RefSeq lists its product as uncharacterized. The transcript has a single exon. The record is from RefSeq and is a predicted model, not a curated record. Lineage: Eukaryota; Fungi; Ascomycota; Eurotiomycetes; Eurotiales; Aspergillaceae. Bases 1 to 456 code for a protein of 151 amino acids.